UCACGCUCAGCGGCUGUGUACUCACUGGGAAAGUCUGACAGGAGGUCCUCACGUACUUCGGUGAGAAGCCAGUUUCCAAGGGAGAAAAGUCGUUACAGUGGUGGAAGUCAAAUGAGGUGAAGUACCCCUUUUUGUCAAGGUGAUCGGCAGGAGGAGAGUCUGAUGGAGGAGCUGAGGAGGAGAAGAGGAACAAUGAAAUCUUCACAAAAAAAACAUGAAAGCAGCAGUCAAGUGAGACAUCAGAAAUCUGCAGAGGAAAACAAUGGGUCCCCAACAACAACAACCAGAGAUGAAUCACUCAGUUGUGAGCAAUGCAGCAAGACUUUUAUCACAGCAAGAAAGCUAAGAAUUCACAAACGCAUUCACAGUGGAGUUAAAACGUUCAGCUGUGAUCAGUGUAAGAAGACUUUUACUCGCAAGAGUCAUUUAACAAGACACCAACUCGUUCACAAUGGAGUUAAACUAUUCAGCUGUGACCAGUGUGGGAAGACUUUUACUCACAAGAGUCAUUUAACAAGACACCAAUUCAUUCACAGUGGAGUUAAACCAUUCAGCUGUGACCAAUGUGGGAAGACUUUUACUACCAAGAGUAGUUUAACAACACAUCAACUCAUUCACAGUGGAGUUAAACCAUUCAGUUGUUACCAGUGUAAGAAGACUUUCACUCAAAAGAGUAGUUUAACAACACACCAACUCAUUCACAGUGGAGUUAAAGCAUUCAGUUGUUACCAGUGUAAGAAGACUUUCACUCAAAAGAGUAGUUUAACAACACACCAACUCAUUCAUAGUGGAGUUAAACCAUUCAGCUGUGACCAGUGUGGGAAGACUUUUACUCACAAGAGUCAUUUAACAAGACACCAACUCAUUCACAGUGGAGUUAAACCAUUCAGCUGUGACCAGUGUGGGAAGACUUUUACUCACAAGAGUAGUUUAACAACACACCAACUCAUUCACAGUGGAGUUAAACCAUUCAGCUGUGACCAGUGUGGGAAGACUUUUACUCACAAGAGGAAUUUAACAACACACCAACUCAUUCACAGUGGAGUUAAACCAUUCAGCUGUGACCAGUGUGGGAAGACUUUUACUACCAAGAGUAAUUUAACAUCACAUCAACUCAUUCACAGUGGAGGUGAACCAUUCCACUGCGAUCAGUGUGUGAAAACAGUUACUGUACAUGAACAGUUGUUGAUCCGUCAAUGCCCCCACUCUGGUAGAAAGCGGUACCACUGUGACUACUGUGAAAAAACUUUCAAGCGCCAUGGGAGCCUAAAACGUCAUCAACGCCAAUUCCACACUGGAUAUAAUGUGUUCGUAUGUGAUUACUGUGGCAAACCAUUUGUACAGUAUGCACAGUUACAAGCCCAUGAAGUGACCCACACCGGGGUUAAACCAUACCUUUGUGACCAGUGUGGGAAAGGCUACAGCUACAUUCAACACCUCAAAGCUCACCAAUGUGUCCACACUGGGAAGAGACCAUACAGAUGUGAUGAGUGUAAGAAGACUUUUACAACUUUGGGUUCCCUGAAACAACACCAACAGAUCCACAGCAGAAAGAAUGCAUUCAAUCGGUGUCACAGUGAGAAACAUGAAAAGGGGAAUGAAGUGAGACAUCAGAAAUCUGCAAAGGAAAACAAUGGGUCCCCAACAACAACAACCAGAGAUGAAUCACUCAGUUGUGAGCAAUGCAGCAAGACUUUUAUCACAGCUAGAAAGCUAAGAAUUCACAAACGCAUUCACAGUGGAGUUAAAACGUUCAGCUGUGACCAGUGUGAGAAGACUUUUACUCGCAAGAGUCAUUUAACAAGACACCAACUCAUUCACAGUGGAGUUAAAACAUUUAGCUGUGACCAGUGUGGGAAGACUUUUACUCAAAAGAGCAAUUUAACAAGACACCAACUCAUUCACAGUGGAGUUAAACCAUUCAGCUGUGACCAGUGUGAGAAGACUUUUACUCGCAAGAGUCAUUUAACAAGACACCAACUCAUUCACAGUGGAGUUAAAACAUUUAGCUGUGACCAGUGUGGGAAGACUUUUACUCAAAAGAGCAAUUUAACAAGACAUCAACGCAUUCACAGUGGAGUUAGAGCAUUCAGCUGUGACCAGUGUAAGAAGACUUUUACUACCAAGAGUCAUUUAACUUCACAUCAACUCAUUCACAGUGGAGUUAGAGCAUUCAGCUGUGACCAGUGUAAGAAGACUUUUACUACCAAGAGUCAUUUAACUUCACAUCAACUCAUUCACAGUGGAGUUAAACCAUUCAGCUGUGACCAGUGUGGGAAGACUUUUACUCACAAGACGUAUUUAACAAAACACCAACUCAUUCACAGUGGAGUUAAACCAUUCAGCUGUGACCAAUGUGGGAAGACUUUUACUCACAAGAGUCAUUUAACAAAACAUCAACUCAUUCACAGUGGAGUUAAACCAUUCAGCUGUGACCGGUGUGGGAAGACUUUUACUCGCAAGAGUAGUUUAACAUCACAUCAACGCAUUCACAGUGGAGUUAAACCAUUCAGCUGUGACCAAUGUGGGAAGACUUUUACUCACAAGACGUAUUUAACAAAACACCAACUCAUUCACAGUGGAGUUAAACCAUUCAGCUGUGACCAAUGUGGGAAGACUUUUACUCACAAGAGUCAUUUAACAAAACAUCAACUCAUUCACAGUGGAGUUAAACCAUUCAGCUGUGACCGGUGUGGGAAGACUUUUACUCAAAAGGGUAUUUUAACAAGACACCAACUCAUUCACAGUGGAGUUAAACCAUUCAGCUGUGACCAGUGUGGGAAGACUUUUACUCGCAAGAGUAGUUUAACAUCACAUCAACUCAUUCACAGUGGAGUUAGAGCAUUCAGCUGUGACCAAUGUGGGAAGACUUUUACUCACAAGACGUAUUUAACAAAACACCAACUCAUUCACAGUGGAGUUAAACCAUUCAGCUGUGACCGGUGUGGGAAGACUUUUACUCAAAAGGGUAGUUUAACAACACACCAACUCGUUCACAAUGGAGGUGACCCAUUCCACUGCGAUCAGUGUGUGAAAACAGUUACUGUACAUGAACAGUUGUUGAUCCGUCAAUGCCCCCACUCUGGUAGAAAGCGGUACCACUGUGACUACUGUGAAAAAACUUUCAAGCGCCAUGGGAGCCUAAAACGUCAUCAACGCCAAUUUCACACUGGAUAUGAUGUGUUAGUAUGUGAUUACUGUGGCAAACCAUUUGUACAGUGUAGCAAGACUGCAAAGGCCCUGGAAUUCCUGAGCUGAUCAAAACUCAGAUAAGCUCUCCCUCUCUUCAGCACUGACCAACACCCAUCUCUAUAGGAGGAUUGAGACAUUUGUAUUUCUGUAGGUUUUCAUUCACAGAAGGAUGGAACUCCUGUGAACAUUUAAACCCCUGGAAUAACUUCUUCUUUUUAAAAGACAAUGACUUUCAAUUAUAGACUAUGGAUGUUUGUUUAAUGAACUUUCAUGCUAAAAUCCCUUUUCAGCUUCAGGAGACCCUCAGCCGGAGAUGUCUCUGCAUUCCACAGAUCAGAUAACAAGUCGUAAAACUUUAUGGCUGAAGGCUGGAGUCACCCUCUCCCUCUCUUUGACUGAAACAAAGAGACUGGAACUGAACUUAAAAACCUUGCCAAAUUAAUAUUUCUGGAAUGUAUUUUGUGUUUACAGAAUUACCAACGUCAAUGGAAAUCAUUCAUCAUUAACAUAUCCGAAAAUCAAGAUUCUAUCUUUCACAGAAGCUGAUUUAUUAAUUUGUGAUGUUUAAUCUGAUUCCUUCUUUAUUACUCCAUUUAGGUUGAAUGAUGACCAUUGUAUUUACCUGUUACCAAAUCUCUGACUUGUUGUUAUAUUCUCACUGUGAUACAUAUUUUUAAUGUCAUAAACAUAUAGUUAUGAAUGAAAUGAUUCACAUCAUAUGAACAUAUGUAUUAAUCUACACAUUUCACUUUCACACAACUGAAUAUGGUGGGAUAGACAGAUCGUGUUUUGCGCGUUUAAUAUCAUAUUUUAAUCCAUUCUGGAUUCCUCUUUCUUCUCUACUUUGUGAGAACAAAGAGAUUCCAAAUUCCACCAGACUCGC
Molecule: messenger RNA, 4075 nt
Organism: Acanthochromis polyacanthus (spiny chromis)
Lineage: Eukaryota; Metazoa; Chordata; Actinopteri; Pomacentridae
Product: zinc finger protein OZF-like
Exons: 4
Coding region: 163-3258 (1031 amino acids)
Biological process (GO): regulation of DNA-templated transcription
Molecular function (GO): RNA polymerase II cis-regulatory region sequence-specific DNA binding; DNA-binding transcription factor activity, RNA polymerase II-specific
Source: RefSeq, a predicted model, not a curated record